CUCCCUUGGAUGCCUGCGGGGCCCCGCCGGCCGCCACCAUGGGCAAGGUGUUAUCCAAGAUCUUCGGCAACAAGGAGAUGCGGAUCCUGAUGCUGGGCCUGGACGCGGCGGGCAAGACCACCAUCCUCUACAAGCUGAAGCUGGGCCAGGCGGUGACCACCAUCCCCACCGUGGGCUUCAACGUGGAGACGGUGACGUACAAGAACGUCAAGUUCAACGUGUGGGACGUCGGGGGCCAGGACAAGAUCCGGCCACUCUGGCGACAUUACUACACGGGCACCCAGGGCCUGAUCUUCGUGGUGGACUGCGCGGACCGGGACCGCAUCGACGAGGCCCGGCAGGAGCUGCACCGCAUAAUCAACGACCGGGAGAUGCGGGACGCCAUCAUCCUGAUUUUCGCCAACAAGCAGGACCUCCCCGACGCCAUGAAGCCGCACGAGAUCCAAGAGAAAUUGGGCCUGACUCGGAUCAGGGAUAGGAAUUGGUAUGUUCAGCCAUCCUGUGCCACCUCUGGCGACGGACUUUAUGAAGGGCUGACAUGGUUAACGUCUAACUAUAAAUCCUAAUGAUUACUAAAACAAAACACUAUUAUUAGUCUUCAAGAGAGUUUAGAGGGGGGAAAUAAAUACUGUGUGGCUUCACAGAAAAGAAUUCUUCAUACUAAAAUGUUCAAAAAUUAAGCAUCCGUAGGAUUAUGAUGAUCGCUCACCCUUUUCUCCAGUCACCACUCUCUUCUUCUUCUGCGCACUUGACUGGAUCUCCAGUUUAAUGCAGUUCUUGCUUGGUGUUAAGAUGCUCUAGUCUUCAACUGUGAAUGGACACAAGCGCUUGU
Messenger RNA from Euleptes europaea (tarantolino), 832 nucleotides. It is a transcript of the gene ARF6, whose product is annotated as ADP ribosylation factor 6. Gene Ontology annotation, molecular function: GTP binding; GTPase activity. Gene Ontology annotation, biological process: intracellular protein transport; vesicle-mediated transport. The record is from RefSeq and is a predicted model, not a curated record. NCBI's taxonomy places the organism in Eukaryota, Metazoa, Chordata, Lepidosauria, Squamata, Sphaerodactylidae. The transcript has a single exon. Gene Ontology annotation, cellular component: cytoplasm. Bases 39 to 566 code for a protein of 175 amino acids.